AUGACGGCCCGCGAAGAAGAGGACCCCUCCUACAUCGACUACGAGGCCUUCCUCGACCCAGACUUCAGCCCCUCCUCCUUCGCAAACACCCUCGUCCUCGCCACCAACAACCCCAACGAUGUGCCCCUCGACCUCUCGACGCCCCUCUCCCGCGUGCUCUUCGACACCCAGGAGAUUGACUCCCACAUUGACGUCCUGACCACCAAGUCGGCGGCCCCCCUCCUGCAGUACACGAAAGAGCAGACCACCUCCAGCAAGCGCAUCAUCUCGGAGCUCGACGCCCAGAUCAAGAACCUAAACGACAGCUACAAACAGCUCGAGAAGGAGGUCAUUGACAAGCAUGCCGAGGCCGAGGAGGUGCGCCAGGUCGCCACGCGGUUAUGGGAGACGCUGAAGCUCGGCCGCUCCGUCGGACGGUGUCUGCAGCUCGGGAGGCAGCUCGAGGUCCAGCACGCCGAGAUUGCGGGGUCCGGCGUCAGCGCGGCGGCCGCCGCGGCGGGGAAGAAGGAGGACCACCGCGCGCUGGUGCGGUGCUCGCAUACGAUCCUUUCAUUGCGGGAGGUGCUCGAUAAAACGGCGCCCGGGGAGGAGGGCUACGGCCUGGGCAGGGUCGACGCGAUUCGCACCCUCCGGGAUUCUGUCAUUACACCGGUCGAGCGGUCCGUCAAGGAGACGGCGGAGAAGAUUAUCCGCGACUUUGCGAUUCCCAGCUCGGCCACCUUUGCGCAGGGCGAGGAGGUGAAGGCGAGGACGGUAUCGGCCAUGGUCACGCUCUUCCUGCUCUCCCCGCUGGCCCCGACGACGCAAAAGGCGGAGAGGUGGACGCCGCAGCUGCUCCUGCAGGCUCUGGAGACAUACCUGCGCUCGGCGCUGCAGUCGUCCAUCGCCUCGCUCUCGCGGUCGCUGGGCCAGCUGCCCUCCCUCGAGCGCACCCUGGCCGAGAUCGCGGCGCGGUGCCAGAACAUUGUCGCCCUGGAGCUCGUCCUCGAGUCGACCAAGCUGCCGGCGCACCCGCUCGUGUCGUCGGCGCCGCAGAAGCAGACGAAUAUGCUGCAGCCUCUGCUCGCGUACCUGGAGACGGGGAGCCUGCCGAGUUAUUUCUGGCGGACGAUGGCUGGGAAUUUGGGGACGAGGGUGCAGGAGAUUGUGAACCGGGGCGGGGUGUCUGCGCGCACGCUCAGGUCCAACAGGGCGAGUGUUGGGGAUGCUGUGAGGGAGUGUGUUGUUCGGGGGUGCCAGAUGCCGAGUGCGCUCAAGGGGAAGGGGAGGGGGGAGGGGAACUGGGAUAGGGAGGUUGCUGUCAUGGUUGGCAGUGUUGUCAACAACCUUGGACGGUAG
Molecule: messenger RNA, 1338 nt
Organism: Colletotrichum orchidophilum
Lineage: Eukaryota; Fungi; Ascomycota; Sordariomycetes; Glomerellales; Glomerellaceae
Exons: 1
Coding region: 1-1338 (445 amino acids)
Biological process (GO): intra-Golgi vesicle-mediated transport
Cellular component (GO): COG complex
Source: RefSeq, a predicted model, not a curated record